Messenger RNA from Naegleria gruberi, 1425 nucleotides. RefSeq lists its product as uncharacterized. Gene Ontology annotation, cellular component: nucleoplasm; chromatin. The record is from RefSeq and is a predicted model, not a curated record. NCBI's taxonomy places the organism in Eukaryota, Heterolobosea, Eutetramitea, Acrasida, Naegleriidae. Gene Ontology annotation, biological process: positive regulation of DNA-templated transcription. The transcript has a single exon. Bases 2 to 1402 code for a protein of 466 amino acids. Gene Ontology annotation, molecular function: ubiquitin-protein transferase activity.
CAUGAAAGUUGUCAAUUGCGAUAAAUGUUUGAAGGACGAAAACGAAACUGUGCCUGCAACUCACAACUGCAAGCAAUGUAAAAUGAACUAUUGUGAUAAUCACUUAAAUCUUCACAAUACUUCAAACAAGACUAAAUCACACGUUAGUGAUCUUGUUGAAUUAUCUGCAGCAUCCACUAUUCGAAACUGUGAUAAAUGUUUAAAGGAUGAAGACGAAACUAUUCCAGCUACUCAUUCCUGUCCUAGCUGUAAUAUGUGCUUUUGUGAAAACCACUUGAAUCUUCACAAUACUUCCAAUAAGACUAAAUCACAUGCUUCUUCAGUGGUUCCAAUUGAAAGUCAAGUUUCUGCUGCAAAGAAUUGUGACAAGUGUUUGACUGAUGAUGAAGAGAAAGUUUUGGCAACUCAUCAUUGUAAACAAUGUAAUGCUCACAUGUGUGAAAAUCACUUGAAAUUGCACAAUUCAUCAAACAAGACCAAAUCUCAUGUUAAUGAUGUUUCAGAGUUGACUAGUGCAGGUUCUUCCUCUGGUGGUUCUGGUUCAUCUGUUGCUGCUUCUUCUGGUGGUUUUGUUCCAUUCAGUGGAAAUUAUAAUCAUAUUGGUACUUUGGGUGAGAAUGAAGAUUUUAAUUUUGAAUUUGCUGGAGUUGCUGGUCUUGCAAUUGAUCCAGUCAAUCGUACCAUUUUCGUUGCUGAUCGUUGGACUUUCUUUGAAUUUGAUUUAAAGACUAAAAUGUUGAAGAAUCACUUCAAGGAACCUCAAGACAGAGAUAAUAUGCAUCUCUGUUAUGAUACCAAGGAUAAGGCACUUGUUUAUGUUAUUGACAGAUGUUGUGCAUCAACCAUUGUGAAAAUUUCUAGAAAUGGUAAGAUGGUAUUCUGGGAAAAUGAUGGCACUGGUAUGAUUUAUAGUAUGGCUGUUGAUAAGGUUGAUGGUACUAUUUACAUUGCUCAAAAUGGAGGAGUUGACUUUUUGUCACCUGACACUGGUAAAAUUAUCAAGACUUUGAGACAAAACAUUCAAGGAAACAAUGUUUUUGGAUUGAGCAGAAUUGAUUGUAUGGGUAUUAAUGUCAAUAACGAACUUGUCCUUAUCAAUGAAGAUACCAUCUUGGUAACUAACAAGAAUGGAAAAAUCUUAAAGAAAUUUGACAAGCAAAGAACCUACACUCAAAAAUGUCCACAAUUUGAACCAAAUACUAAUAAGAUUUAUUGUGUUCAAUAUGGUAUUGAUUCUAUGAAGGAAGAUGGAACCUGUCUCACUUCUUUCAUGAAUGAGAAUAGUCCUUACAAGUUUGGUUUAUAUCAUGCUGGAAGUGGAAUGGUAAUUGCUUUGGACAGUGCUACUGGAGAACUUUACUGUGGUUUUGCAGAAAAGAAUGUUGUUCUUGUUUUCAAAUAAAUAAUAAAAAAAUUGUAAUUUCU